This is a messenger RNA of Penicillium robsamsonii, 1260 nucleotides long. RefSeq lists its product as uncharacterized. Bases 1 to 1260 code for a protein of 419 amino acids. The record is from RefSeq and is a predicted model, not a curated record. Lineage: Eukaryota; Fungi; Ascomycota; Eurotiomycetes; Eurotiales; Aspergillaceae. The transcript has a single exon.
AUGGCUUCACCAUCCACAGCCGGUGCCGCUGCUGCCGCCGCGGCCGCCGCGGCCGCCGCUCUGCCUUCUAGCGCACCUGCUCCCGAGGACACUGCUGCCCAGACUUCACCGUCCGCUGAGACCAGUGCAGCAACUGCCGCCCAACCUACCACCGCGUCAACCGAAACGACCCCUUCGCCUGCGCCUGCUCCCACCACAUCCACUACAACUGAACCGACUACCACCAGUACCACGAAGAGUAGCACUAGUAGCACGCACACGACCGAGCCUACCACGACCCCCGAGUCUACAUCCACUCCGUCCACUUCCACGUCAUCCACCUCCACUUCUUCUACUACAUCCGCUCCAUCCACCACUGAAGCUCCCGAGACGACCACGUUUUCAUCGAUCUCCAGUGGCAGCCAGGGAACUACCGUGGUUGUUGUCACCUCCAUUCAAACACAGCCAUCCAACACCAAUGCCGCGUCUACCAGCGCAACCGAUUCGGCCACACUCGCAACCUCCACCGCAGCUGGAGGCUCUUCUGGUGGUCUUUCUCCUAGUGGCACAAUCGCUGUCGCCGUCGUUGUCCCGGUUGCCUCGGUGGCAUUGAUCAUCUUGGCGUUGCUCUUCUUCUGGCGUAAGCGUAAGGCGAACAAGGCGGCCGAGGAGGAACGCCGCAAGGAAGUAGAGGAGUACGGAUUCAACCCAAACAACGACCCAUCCCUUCCCGGUAUGGGCGGCGUUGUGAUGCCCAAGGACGACGGAUCCUCUGGCUACCGCGGCUGGGGAACCACCUCUGCCGGGCGCAAGGCGUCCACCAACCUCUCCAGCGGAAUGGGUGGCCUAGCCAUGUCGGAAGGAAGCAGCCCCGGUUAUCACCACGGCGCAACACCCAGCGAAGGCACCGUUCAAUAUUCCGAUGGCGCCCGGCCCGACUCUGGCGAGAUUGUUGAACCUAUCGGCGUGCUGGGUGCCGCCCCAGUGGCUGCAAACAAUCGCAACGGCGACAUCCACCGCGGCCCUUCCAAUGCAUCCUCCGCUUACUCCGCAGCCAAUCGUUCCGAGGCGUCAGAGGAAAGUCACAUGUCCGCUGCCCACCCCUCUGGUGGCUACUACGGCGAGAACCCGUACUACGGUGACAUUAACACACACGGCGCUUACGGCGGCGAAGACUACCAGCCUGUGAUCCGCGAUGUCCAGGCGCGCCGCAAUACUCGCAUCGAGAAUCCUGGUGUUUAUCCACGACAGGGCAAUGCCGGUAUCGCCCAGAACUUCUAA